GGAAGCUGGUUUUCCUCCUGGUGUUGUGAACGUGAUCACUGGUUAUGGUCACAUCACUGGCAACGCAUUAUCUGCUCAUCCUCAAGUGAGCAAGAUGGCCUUCACCGGUUCCACUCUCACUGGCCGCAAGAUCAUGGAAGGUUCCUCUGGCAGCAAUCUCAAGAAACUUCAACUCGAACUUGGUGGCAAGUCCGCCCAGAUCGUUUGUGCUGAUGCCGAUCUUGAAAAUGCCGCUGUUCAAGCCGCAGGCGGUAUUUUCAACAACCACGGUCAGAGCUGCAACGCCGGUUCGCGUAUCUUUGUCCAUGAAUCGAUCCACGACAAGUUCUUGGAGCUGUUCGUCAAGGCCACUCAGGAAAACUUCAAGGUCGGCGAUCCUUUCGAUGAAGAUACCAUCCAAGGCCCUCAAAUCAACAAGAGCCAGUUCGAAAAGAUUCUCAACUAUAUUGAAAUCGGCAAGCAAGAAGGUGCCAAGCUUGUCUAUGGUGGUAAGCGUCUGGGUAACCGCGGUUAUUACAUCGAACCCACCGUCUUUACCAACUGCCACAACAACAUGCGUAUCAUGCGUGAGGAAAUCUUUGGUCCCGUCGUGGCGAUCGGUACCUUCAAGACAGUGGAAGAAGCGAUCGAACUUGCCAACGAUUCAGACUAUGGUCUUGCCGGUGGUGUGUAUACGACCAACUUGGACACCGCCAUCCGAGUGUCCAAUGAAAUCAAGGCCGGCACGAUUUGGGUGAACUGCUUCGAUGUGUUUGACCAAUCAACACCGUUUGGUGGUUAUAAGCAAUCCGGUUUCGGCAAGGAACUCGGCAAAUAUGCUUUGCAAGAAUACACUCAGGUCAAGGUGGUCAAGAUCCAACUCAACUCCAAGAUUUAAGCCAGCCGAUACAACUUUUUGGCUUCUAAAAAAACCCCUCCGUUUUUUUCCGGAAGAAAAAGGGCAUUUUCAGCCUUUUUUUUGUUAUAAUAAUAUUACUCCUCAUCAUGUGAAUAUGUGUAAAGCUUCAUAAGAAUAAAGUCGAUUUAAAAAAAGCAAAAAAA
Messenger RNA from Radiomyces spectabilis, 1041 nucleotides. Its product is annotated as aldehyde dehydrogenase. Lineage: Eukaryota; Fungi; Mucoromycota; Mucoromycetes; Mucorales; Radiomycetaceae. The transcript is spliced from 2 exons. Gene Ontology annotation, molecular function: aldehyde dehydrogenase (NAD+) activity. The record is from RefSeq and is a predicted model, not a curated record. The coding region runs from base 95 to 877 and encodes 260 amino acids.